CCUUUGCCAAUACAGAAUGAGUUUCUACAGUGACAGGGUGUUCCCGCCAACAUUCCUAUCAAAAUCUGUCAAGCUUGACUCAAUCGUAAAACAGACUGGAAACUCAAGAAGGUCUAACAACAGCACUGCUGGCAGAACUGUAGAUAAAGGGCGUUUACCACCUCUACCUCAAAGAACAAGAGCUACAUCUGUUUUUCCAACUGCAAGGUUUGAUGAUGAUUAUAAAAGUAAAGACGCGACAAUUACGGAUUCCAGAAUAAAUCCUUCCUCAUAUUCCUAUCUUCGUCAAAGGAGUCACAGUAUGGAAAGGGCAAUGAAAGAGACAACUCCACAGCUUGGGUCCAAGUCAGCAUAUUCCGGUGGAAACAAGCAGCUUCAGUUCCCCAAAACAAACUUGAGUAAUACAAGGAAUUUGACCAUCUUGAUUCGGCCACGUGGCGGGGCUUGCAGUGAGACUGUGCUUCCUAUAGAAGUGGUCGCAAUUGCUGGUAGAGCCAGAUCUCCAAACAGGAGAGAGGAGACUGAAAUGAAACGGUUUGAAUAUUUGUACUCUAGUCCUCCCUUGGACCAGGAGAUAUACCAUUCAGAUAAAUCAUUCUCAAAUACAUUUCUCAGGAAUAACAAAAGACUUGAUGAGAUGAUAAAACGGGUUGAGAAGUACUAAUUAUAAACAAAACAUAUUUCAUCA
Messenger RNA from Eurytemora carolleeae, 688 nucleotides. RefSeq lists its product as uncharacterized. The record is from RefSeq and is a predicted model, not a curated record. Lineage: Eukaryota; Metazoa; Arthropoda; Copepoda; Calanoida; Temoridae. Bases 17 to 664 code for a protein of 215 amino acids. The transcript has 10 exons.